Molecule: messenger RNA, 192 nt
Organism: Penicillium waksmanii
Lineage: Eukaryota; Fungi; Ascomycota; Eurotiomycetes; Eurotiales; Aspergillaceae
Exons: 1
Coding region: 1-192 (63 amino acids)
Source: RefSeq, a predicted model, not a curated record
AUGGCACCGCGAUGGGGGCAUGGUUUUGGGACGUCGAUAGCCGGUACCGUCGAAGCUCCCGACAGCGAAAGCAGGAUUUAUAUCGACUGUCAGGCCGAAGAGCAGGAGGGGGCCCCUGGGACCGACCACAGACUGUCGCUCCAGGUCCGCCAGCAAUGCGAGACAGCCUCGAGCGACAUGGAUCAUCCAUGA